Messenger RNA from Microcebus murinus (gray mouse lemur), 2092 nucleotides. RefSeq names its product nuclear prelamin A recognition factor (gene NARF). The record is from RefSeq and is a predicted model, not a curated record. NCBI's taxonomy places the organism in Eukaryota, Metazoa, Chordata, Mammalia, Primates, Cheirogaleidae.
UUGGCUUAGGGGUGUGGCUUGCUCUAUUCCGGCGCUCUUAUUGGCCGUUCUCAGCAGUCCGGGGUGGGUCCGCGCCGGGGGCCCGGGGAGGACAACAAAGGGCGGUGGGCGGCGGGCCGCAGCGUCCGCGUCUUCAGGUGGUCUGGUCAGGUCCGGCGCUGGCGUCGCGCCCGCCCGCUCCAGAUGAAGUGUGAGCACUGCACGCGGAAGGAAUGCAUUAAAAAAACAAAAACCGAUGACCAAGAGAAUGUGUCGGAGGAGGCACCGAGUCCCGCCCAGGAUAAUGGAGAGAAGGGAGAAUUCCAUAAGUUGGCCGAUGCCAAGAUAUUUCUGAGUGACUGCCUGGCAUGUGACAGCUGCCUGACUGCAGAGGAGGGAGUCCAGCUUUCCCAGCAGAAUGCCAAGGACUUCUUCCGUGUUCUGAACCUUAAUAAGAAAUGUGAUACCUCAAAGCACAAAGUGCUGGUAGUGUCUGUGUGUCCUCAGUCUUUGCCUUAUUUUGCUGCUAAAUUCAAUCUCAGUGUAACUGAUGCAUCCAGAAGGCUCUGUGGCUUCCUCAAAAGUCUUGGGGUGCACUACGUAUUCGAUACGACCAUAGCUGUGGAUUUUAGUAUCCUCGAGAGUCAAAAAGAAUUUGUGCGUCGCUAUCACCAGCACAGCGAGGAGGCGCACACGCUACCCAUGCUGACCUCUGCCUGUCCUGGCUGGGUCCGCUACGCGGAGCGGGUGCUGGGCCGCCCUGUCACCCCCCACCUGUGCACUGCCAAGUCCCCCCAGCAGGUCAUGGGCUCUUUGGUGAAGGAUUAUUUCGCCCGACAGCAGAACCUGUCUCCAGAGAAGAUCUUCCAUGUCAUCGUGGCCCCUUGCUACGACAGGAAGCUGGAGGCCCUUCGAGAAGGCUUUUCCUCUGCCUCACACAGUUCCCGGGGUGCUGAUUGUGUGUUAACAUCAGGUGAAGUUGCUCAAAUGAUGGAGCAAAGUGACCUCUCAGUGCAAGAUGCCACCGUUGACACUCUGUUUGGAGACUCGAAGGAGGAGAGAGUGACACGCCACGACGGAGCCAGCUCGGACGGGCACCUGGCGCACGUCUUCAGACACGCGGCCAAGGAGCUGUUCGAUGAGGACGUGGAGGAAGUCACUUACCGAGCCCUGAGAAACAAAGACUUCCAAGAGGUCACCCUUGAAAAGAACGGGCAGGUUUUGCUACGCUUUGCCGCUGCAUACGGCUUUCGGAACAUCCAGAACAUGAUCCUGAAGCUUAAGAAGGGCGCGUUGCCCUACCACUUCGUGGAGGUCCUCGCGUGCCCUGGAGGAUGCUUAAACGGCAGAGGCCAAGCCCAGACCCGGGACGGCCGCGUGGACAAGGCCCUGCUGCGGCAGAUGGAAGGCAUCUACUCCGACAUCCCCGUGCGGCCCCCGGAGACCAGCGCGCACGUGCAGGAGCUGUACCAGCAGUGGCUGGAGGGGGUCGACUCCCCCAAGGCCCAGGAGACGCUGCACACCACGUUCCAGAGCCCGGAGCCCUGCGCACACGGCCUGGACAUCAGGUGGUAGAGAGCCGGGCAGGGCGUCGCUGUGGGAGGAGGGCUGCUGUGUGUGGAGUAUUAAAGACACUUAAAGGAAACAACGCAGCGGGUGGCCUUGGUUUCUCAGAGGUCUGUGCUGCACCGUUACCAGAGGCCCCUCGUGCAGUUCCACAUGGUGCCAUCUUCCUCAAGUGUGUGGGAUUUGAAUGUUUUCACAUGAGAGGACUUCCCCAACCUCAGUAUCUUUUUAUCCCAAGAUUGUGGAAAAAAUCCCAAAGAGUGAGAACAGAGAUGGAUUACUGUGUUUUAGGUUUUAAAAACAAUCCAAAAAGUGUCCUGUGAGGAGCCAGGCCCCCAGAGGUCACAUGCCCUGGUCAAAUGCCUCAGAGGUCACAUGACCUGGGCGUGAAGGCAGAGGGCGGGAUAGGGCCCAGGGACACCGGCAGCCUCGGGCCUCCAGGGCAUGGUCCUAGCUUCCUUGUCCUUUCUGGGUUUUAUUUUUACCCACUGUGUUACCUUAUAAAGGUUUUUGCCAGAAUGAAUAAAUAGCCAACUUUUAGAAUCAA